AUGCUAGAAAAAUACGAUAUCGUAAUCGUUGGCGCCGGUCCCGUCGGUCUUAUGCUCUCAGCCUGCCUAUCCCGACUAGGCAGUUACAAGAUCAAACAUAUCGACAACCGUGCCGAGCCCACAGCAAUCGGCCGCGCAGACGGCAUUCAGGCGCGUACAUUGGAUGUGCUACAAAGCAUGGGAUUGAAGCGACCCAUCUGGGCCUUCAAUCCGGGCCUUAUCUACGAGGUGGCCUUCUGGGGUGCAACACCGGAUGGCAAUGGCAUCCAGUGCACAGGUACCUCGAAGAGUUAUCCUGAUCACAUCGACACAAGGUAUCCGUUUACUACUAUCCUACAUCAGGGUCGCAUCGAGGGUAUCUUUCUUGAGGAUCUCCGUUCGCGCGGGGUUGAGGUACAGCGGCCGUGGACGAUUAAGGCUUAUAGGUAUCAUGGACAGGACCCUGAGUACCCUGUUGACAUCGAUCUCGAGAGAUUAGAUAGCUUUGAGACGGAGACGGUUAGAACUAAAUACCUGUUUGGCGCCGACGGGGCUCGGAGUGCAGUGCGGGAGCUUUUGAAGAUUCCCAUGAUCUAUAAGGAUCCGACGGUGCACUUCUCGAUUGUGUUCAAUUUGCAGCGGGCUGGGGUUGAACUUGCCAGUCUGCCAGAAACCUUUGUGCCUUAUCGGUACCAUGUGUACUCUGAUGAAUCUCGCGGCAGGAAGUCCCAUACUGGGGGCCAGGGGAUGGCGCACGCGAAGAUGGGGUUCGAUUCGCGAGAAGGGGGCGUGGUUGUCGUUCGUCCGGAUGGAUAUGUGAGAUGUAUUGUAAAGUUGAUUGAGGGCAGAAAGGUCGCAAAGGCGCUCGAUCGAUAUUUCUCUGGAUUUGUGCCUAGCAUUCUUAUCAAUGAGCCGAUUCAGAGUAUGUUGUAA
Messenger RNA from Aspergillus glaucus CBS 516.65, 912 nucleotides. RefSeq names its product FAD-dependent oxidoreductase. The record is from RefSeq and is a predicted model, not a curated record. Lineage: Eukaryota; Fungi; Ascomycota; Eurotiomycetes; Eurotiales; Aspergillaceae. The transcript has 2 exons. Bases 1 to 912 code for a protein of 303 amino acids. Gene Ontology annotation, molecular function: FAD binding.